Molecule: messenger RNA, 729 nt
Organism: Paramecium pentaurelia
Lineage: Eukaryota; Ciliophora; Oligohymenophorea; Peniculida; Parameciidae
Source: the annotation of a GenBank genome assembly
AUGUAAUAGCGGGAAGAAUAAUUUACGUUGUAUAAAUUACUUAAUGUGGAACCAAAAGCAACUUAAAAUGAAAUAGUAUUGAAGUUAAUUAUAUUUUUAGAAAAAGUCUUAUCGGUAAUUAGCAUUGCAAUUGCAUCCAGAUAAAAAUCAAUCAGAUGUAAAUGCAAAAGAGAAGUUUUAAAAAAUAUCUGAAGCUUAUUAGAUUCUAUCGAAUGAAGAGAAAAGAAAAAUGUAUGAUGAAACUGGUAUGAUUGAGGGGAUGGAUGAAUUUAAAAAUGCAUAUGAAUUUUAUCGUAAUCUAUAUCCAAAGAUCAGUAAAGAAGAUAUUGAUAAAUAUGAAAUAAAGUAUAGAUUCAGUAAAGAAGAAGAAAAUGAUUUGAUUGAAUUUUAUAAUAAGUAAAAAGUGUUUGUAAUUAUAAUAAUAGAAAUUCUGGGAAUGUGAAAUGUUUAUUAGAGAAUAUAAUAUUAAGUAAAAAUGAAGACAUUCCUCGUUUUUUAGAAUUUUAUGAUGAAAUGAUAAAAUAAAAGAAAAUAACAGAUUAUAGAAUAUAUUAAAUCAGCAGAAAUAAGAUAAAAACUUUAAGAGAAGACCCAGAAGCAUAAUAAAUUGAUAUGGAUUAAUUGACUAAAUAGAUAAGACAAAGACCAAAGAAUACAUUUGAUUAGUUUAUUUAAUAGAUGGAAUAGAAAUAUCAAAAGCCAAAGAAGGUGAAGAGUUAAAAAAAAUGA